Enhydra lutris kenyoni (northern sea otter) is the source of this 936-nucleotide messenger RNA. RefSeq names its product olfactory receptor 4K13-like. Gene Ontology annotation, molecular function: olfactory receptor activity; G protein-coupled receptor activity. NCBI's taxonomy places the organism in Eukaryota, Metazoa, Chordata, Mammalia, Carnivora, Mustelidae. Gene Ontology annotation, cellular component: membrane. Gene Ontology annotation, biological process: G protein-coupled receptor signaling pathway. The record is from RefSeq and is a predicted model, not a curated record.
AUGGAGAAACAAAAUCACUCCAUGGCGUCUGAGUUUAUUUUGGGCUUGGUAGAGUUUCCUGAGUUACAGAUUUGCUUUUUCUUGUUUUUUUCCAUUAUCUACAUAGCCAUUGUAUUAGGCAACCUCAUCAUUAUCUUUGUGGUAAAACUAGAUCCUCACUUACACUCUCCCAUGUACUUCUUACUGGCCAACCUCUCCUUUAUUGAUAUGUCCCUGGCCUCCUUUGCUACUCCUAAAAUGAUCUGUGACCUAAUUAGUGAAUAUAAGGCUAUCUCCUAUGAAGGCUGCAUGGCCCAGAUGUUCUUCCUUCACCUUUUAGGUGGAAGUGAGAUGAUGUUGCUUGUAGCCAUGGCAAUUGAUAGAUUCAUUGCCAUUUGCAAACCCCUCCAUUGCAAAACUAUCAUGAGCAACCGUGUUUGCAUAGGACUUGCACUUCUGUCCUGGACCACUGGUUUUGUGCACACUAUGAGCCAAAUGGUGUUCACAGUGACUUUACCAUUCUGUGGCCUCAAUGUUGUGGAUAGCUUUUUUUGUGAUCUGCCUCAGGUCAUCAGACUUGCUUGUACUGACACUUAUAUCUUGGAAUUAUUAGUCAUUGCAUUUAGUGGACUACUUUCUUUGUUCUGUUUCAUCUUUCUGUUCAUCUCCUAUAGUAUCAUUCUGAUUACUGUCCGGCAUCGCUCCUCCAAUGGGUCUUCCAAGGCUUUAUCCACUCUUUCAGCCCACAUUACAGUGGUGGUACUGUUCUUUGGACCUUGCAUCUUUAUCUAUAUAUGGCCUUUCAACAGGGUGUCCAUAGAUAAGAUCCUUUCUGUGUUUUACACAAUUUUCACUCCCCUUUUAAAUCCAAUCAUCUACACAUUCAGGAAUAAAGACAUGAGGAAAGCAAUAAGAAAAAUAAAGACCAAACAAGUGAGUUCCAGAUCAACCUUUUAA